Trachemys scripta elegans is the source of this 1812-nucleotide messenger RNA. RefSeq names its product dickkopf WNT signaling pathway inhibitor 3 (gene DKK3). Gene Ontology annotation, biological process: negative regulation of canonical Wnt signaling pathway; multicellular organism development. Gene Ontology annotation, molecular function: co-receptor binding; receptor antagonist activity. Lineage: Eukaryota; Metazoa; Chordata; Testudines; Emydidae. Gene Ontology annotation, cellular component: extracellular region. Bases 191 to 1258 code for a protein of 355 amino acids. The transcript has 8 exons. The record is from RefSeq and is a predicted model, not a curated record.
ACAGAGGCGGCCGCGGAGGAGGCUGCUGCGAGCCCCAGGGGCGCGGCGCAGAGCGGAGCAGAGCCGCGCCGCUGGCCCGAGGCUUCACAGCUCCGCGCGCAUCUCCCCGGCUCGCCAGGGCUGCUAGGGCAGCGGCGGCAGACACAGGCGGCCGCUGCGGCUGGGAUUCGGCGACCGCCCAGGGCUGAGGAUGCUCCUGGUCCUGGUCCUGCCCUUGCUGCUGGGGGGCGCUUGCGCAGCUCCGGCGGCGGAUGGCGGUGCCGAGCUGCCGCCCGGGGAGCCGGAGCCGAGCUUCCCUCGGGAGGAGGCCAGUCUGAACGAAAUGUUCCGCGAGGUGGAGGAGCUGAUGGAGGACACGCAGCACAAGCUGCGGAACGCAGUCAAGGAGAUGGAGGCUGAGGAAGAAGGGGCAAAAAACCCAUCAGAAGUUGACUUUGAAAACUUACCUCCCAGCUACCAUAAUGAAUCCAACACAGACACCAAAAUUGGUAAUAAAACCAUUCAUACCCACCAGGAAAUUGACAAGGUUACAGAUAACAAAACUGGAUCAACAAUCUAUUCUGAGACCGUUAUUACAUCUAUAAAAGAUGGAGAAAGCAAGAGGAAUCAUGAGUGCAUCAUUGAUGAGGAUUGUGAGAUAGGGAAAUAUUGCCAGUUCUCCAGUUUCGAAUACUUAUGUCAGCUCUGUAAAACCCAACAUUCUCCUUGCUCCCGAGAUGUUGAAUGCUGUGGAGACCAGCUUUGCGCCUGGGGUGAAUGUGUGGAAGCUGCAUCAAAAGGCGAGAAUGGCACAAUUUGUGAAAAUCAACAUGACUGUAAUCCUGGGACAUGCUGUGCUUUUCAGAAAGAUCUUCUGUUUCCUGUGUGUACUCCAUUACCUGCAGCAGGAGAACCUUGCCAUGAUCCUUCAAACAAACUCCUGAACCUGAUCACAUGGGAACUGGAACCAGAUGGAGUGCUUGAGCGCUGCCCAUGUGCAAAUGGCUUCAUAUGCCAGACUCACAGCCACAGCACCGUGUCUGUAUGUGAAGUGUCUUUUAAUGAAACCAGAAGUAACGAAAAGGAAGACCCUUUGCUCAUGGAUGAAAUACCGUUACUUGGUUUGAUACCCAGAGAUGUGCUUGGUGAUUAUGAAGACAGCAGUAUCAUUCAGGCAGUGCGGAAGGAAUUAGAAAGCCUGGAAGGAAAUAUUUCCGAACAGACAGAUUUAAAGGAGCCAGACUUGGCUCAUGAUCUGCUCUUUGGAGAUGAGAUUUAAAUUAAACACAGGGUAGGAUUGGUCACUGACACGAUACGAAUUAAAUUUCUAGAAGUGUCUAGUAUUUUGCUUGUAUAAAUUCUGAACACACACACUGCUGGAUAGAAGUGCAAUAAAUAAUAUUUUAAAGGGGUUUCUUCCUAUUCUCGUCCCCCAAACCUGCACAGACUUUUUUUUUUUUUUUAAUCCAUUCGGAAGGUUGGACUAAAUUAAAUCAGAAAGGGCAAGUGUGGGCCAACAGUGUCAGGUUUUUUUUGGACUAGUUACUCUGUUCUGGGUACCAAAAUAAACGUACUAGUUUGGUAUUAAGGGGAAAUGAGCAUAAUGUGUCAAAGUGUUAAUGUUUCAUACAUAAUCUCAUUUAAAUUAUUGGUAACCCUCAAGUGAAAGUUUUGAGCAUUGCAUUUUCUGUACAUAUGUUUGGAAUGGUUGUUAUUGUUCUGGGGUGAGGAAGAACCCACUUCUUCGUCUAAGAUGAUUAUUUUCGGGCAUUGGUCUUCAGCCAUGUAUGUGUUUCUUUUAAAAAUAUAUAAUCACAGUGAAGUUGCAAUAAA